AUGUCCUCUAGGAAUCUUACAUCACGCUCCCCACAUGUGGAGUCGAACUCUAACACGGGUUCAAGUGAUAGUAGUGAAGCGACAGAUCCAUUCAAUCAAGAAUAUGAAAUGCAGAGCUAUGAUGACUCUUCGACGCACUCGCACGGUUCCAAGCAAGGCUCUGCAGCUACAAACGGUACCACGGAUGAUCAGCAAAGGCUUCUAAACUACAAUUCGAGCUAUCAUAACUCGUCUUCAUCGAUUGUGAAUCCGUUUGGAUCGACUAACAACCUCAUCAACUCAAGUACAGGUGCAGGUGCAGCCUCUGAGCUUGACCGCUAUCCUCAGGGACUAACUGGGUCAAGAGUGGCAUCGAUGGCAUCCCUGGGCUCGAGCCGAUCGACAAUUCGUCACUCACAGCUUCCAGGUGCAUUGCCGAGAUCAUCCUCUAUGGUAAACAGCCCUUCACUGGCCCAUAGUGACUAUUCGCGGUCGUCAAAUUCCUCCGAUAAGUCGUCUGAGAAAUCGUCCUCGAGUCCUUUCGUGGUUGACUCUGAUUUUUCUCCGUUUGGUGGCUAUCCAGCUUCGUCUUUCCCCCUUCACAUUGAUGAGAAGGAGGAUGAUGACUAUCUACACAACCCAGACCCAAUAGCUGACGCAGACUACGAGAAGCACCGGUUCUGGUAUGAUCUCAAGAGUCUCGACAAGCGUUCUUCAUGGGCCUUGGGCGGGAUUCUUUUUUUCCUCUUUGGAAUUAUUGGUGUGUUUAUCAUCCUUCCAGCUGCAACUUAUGCAAGUAACGCCACGAAAAAAAUGAUCCCAGAGACUUACAUCGAGCUUUCCGAUUACACAUACCCGCAGUUGAGCGCCAUAAGAACGGAUUUGGUUGAUCCGGACACUCCAGACGAUGCCAAGACAAGAAAGGCCAAGGAUGGCUCACUUUGGAAGUUGACGUUUAGUGAUGAGUUUGCCGCCGAAGGUCGUACUUUCUAUGAUGGGGAUGACCAGUUCUGGUAUGCUCCAGACUUACACUAUGCUGCCACCAACGAUUUGGAAUGGUAUGAUCCAGAUGCCGCUACCACUGCCAAUGGUUCUUUACAGCUUACCCUGGACGCUUUCAAGAAUCAUAAUUUGUUCUACCGGUCCGGUAUGCUACAUUCCUGGAACAGGAUGUGCUUCACGCAGGGUGUUAUGGAGGUGAGUGUGCAGUUACCCAACUACGGUAAUAUUACUGGUUUGUGGCCUGGUAUGUGGUCCAUGGGCAACUUGGGUCGCCCAGGUUAUCAGGCUACUACCGACGGUGUGUGGCCAUAUUCGUACGAAGAAUGCGAUGCGGGAAUUACUGCAAACCAGUCUUCACCCGACGGCAUAUCGUAUCUUCCAGGCCAAAGGUUGAAUUCAUGCACUUGCAAAGGUGAAGAUCACCCAAACAGAGGUGUUGGUCGUGGAGCACCGGAAAUCGAUAUUCUCGAGGCGGAAGUCGACACAAAUAUAAGAGACGGAGUUGCUUCGCAGUCCGCCCAGAUUGCUCCUAUGGAUAUCUGGUAUAUGCCGGAUUACAACUGGAUCGAGGUCCAUAACAAGUCUAUCACAUCGAUGAACACUUAUGCUGGUGGUCCAUACCAGCAAGCUAUUUCUGCCACCACCACUUUGAAUACCAAGUGGUAUGAGAAGGGAACUGGUGAGAGGUACUUCCAAAAAUAUGCCUACGAAUACUUGAACGAUGACAAGGAUGGCUACAUCAGAUGGUUUGUUGGAGAUGACCCAACUUUCACAAUGCAUGCUUAUGCAAUGGCCCCUAACGGUAACGUUGGAUGGAGAAGAAUCACCAAGGAACCAAUGUCGAUGAUCUUGAACUUGGGUAUCUCCAACAACUGGGCUUACAUUGACUGGCCUUCCAUCAGUUUCCCAUCUGUCAUGCAGGUGGACUAUGUCCGUAUCUACCAGCCGAACGACUCGGUGUCCAUGACUUGUGAUCCCGAUGAUUAUCCAACCUACGAUUACAUCGAGAACCAUCUCAAGGCCUACGAUGAUUGGAAUUACACCCAAUGGUCCAGUGCUGGUUACACAGUUCCAAAGAACAAGCUUGUUGAUGGAUGUUAA
Brettanomyces bruxellensis is the source of this 2082-nucleotide messenger RNA. It is a transcript of the gene KRE6, whose product is annotated as beta-glucan synthesis-associated protein. The record is from RefSeq and is a predicted model, not a curated record. The transcript has a single exon. Gene Ontology annotation, cellular component: plasma membrane; endoplasmic reticulum membrane. Gene Ontology annotation, molecular function: glucosidase activity. The coding region runs from base 1 to 2082 and encodes 693 amino acids. Lineage: Eukaryota; Fungi; Ascomycota; Pichiomycetes; Pichiales; Pichiaceae. Gene Ontology annotation, biological process: fungal-type cell wall organization; (1->6)-beta-D-glucan biosynthetic process.